This is a messenger RNA of Lactuca saligna, 767 nucleotides long. The record is from the annotation of a GenBank genome assembly. NCBI's taxonomy places the organism in Eukaryota, Viridiplantae, Streptophyta, Magnoliopsida, Asterales, Asteraceae.
AUGCAUCAGUUCAUUAAACUCUCCUUCAUCUCAAAAGAACAAACCCUAACCCUAAAAUCCUUAGUCCAUUCGGAUCUAACAAUGAAAGGAGCAAAAUCGACGAAGAAGGCUGAUAGCAAGCUCACAGUGAAGAAAACUGCGGCUAAGGGAAAGGCUGCCAAGGAUCCGAACAAGCCUAAGAGACCUGCUAGCGCGUUUUUCGUCUUCAUGGAGGACUUCAGGAAGCAGUACAAGGAGGAGCAUCCCGACAAUAAGUCUGUUGCUGCAGUUGGGAAAGCAGGUGGAACAAAAUGGAAAUCGAUGUCUGAAUCUGAGAAGGCGCCUUUCGUUGCCAAAGCUGACAAACGAAAGAAGGAAUACGAGAAAAACAUCGAUGUUUACAACAAAAAACUGGCUGGUGGUGCUAAUGAUGAGGAUGAUGAUUCUGAUAAGUCAAAGUCUGAAGUAAAUAACGAGGAAGACGAGGAAGGAAGUGAUGAGGAUGAAGAUGAUGAUUGAAGUGGGUUUUAUAUGAUGUAGAAUCAUUAGUUAAAUCUGUUUUGUAGGUUCUUGAUGAUAAUAUUAGCAUAAUGUAGAUCUUCUUUAGCUAUGGAUAAUUUUGGCUUGGUUGUUAUGGUCAUAAAAUAGUAUUGAUUAGAUGUUAGCUUUCAUGGUGCACAGAGAGAUCUGAAUAGUUUCUUUGGCUUUUGUGUAUGCAGUUUAUUUGUUAGUUUUUAAUGAAUGCAUCAUGUUUUAAGAAAUAUCGUGUCUCCAAUUUCUGUCUAACA